This is a messenger RNA of Cryphonectria parasitica EP155, 1509 nucleotides long. RefSeq lists its product as uncharacterized. The transcript has a single exon. The record is from RefSeq and is a predicted model, not a curated record. NCBI's taxonomy places the organism in Eukaryota, Fungi, Ascomycota, Sordariomycetes, Diaporthales, Cryphonectriaceae. The annotation marks the transcript as partial. Gene Ontology annotation, molecular function: mRNA binding.
GCAGCAGCAGCAGCAGCAGCAGCAGCAGCAGCAACAGCAACCACAAGCAGCGCUGCUAUGGCGGCCUCUAUUCUCGCCCCGGCCGUUCCGGCCCUUCCUUUCUCGUAUACCCAGCCAUCUUUCCCUCCCACUUUCCCCAGCGGACGGAAUAGCGAUCGCGAUGCGCCAAUCCAUUCUGGCCUCCUUCAGGACGACUCCAAGCCCAGUGUUCUCAUCCGCGGCCUCCGGGCCAACGUCGACGAGCAGUACGUGCGCAUCAUGUGCACCUUUGCCGAGAAUGAUAUCGUCCACGUUGAACUUGUAGCCCCCCAGGGUGGUGGCGAGCAGGCAGUCACCCGCUCCGCCGUCCUCCAGCUGAAGUCGCUCGCGGCUGCGUGGGACGUCAAGAACACCCUCAACGGGAAGAACGGCCUGGCGGUCGAGAUCCUCAACUUCACCUUCACACAGUCUUCCAACUCGUCGUCUAGUGGCCCCUCAUCCACAACCUCGCCCGCCGUCGGUCCAACACAGGGUUCUCGGUUCGAUGCGGCCUUCGCAUCGCUCGACAGGACGUCGCCCUCGAGCACAUCGCCCCCCAACGGCGAUACUUAUGCGCGCAACGGCAGUCUAGCCUACACCGAGUCGAGUGCAAAUUACGGGUACAGGAAUGCCUUUUCUUCGCCCCUCGGCGAGCAGCCACCGCGCGUGUCGGGCAAGUCACUGAUCAACGAUGCCACGGAUGAUGAUGAGACUGGGGACAUCAUCAACAAUCCUCGUGCGUACGCCGAGGGAGGAGCGUUCUCCUCCCAGCGCCGUGCCACUGCGCCUCACAUCCCUCUCUCUGCGCACAUGGCCGCGCUGUCCCUCAACACUGGCACCAAUGCCAUGUCCACAGCCCAGCGCGCCCACUCGGGCAUGUUUCUACCAGCUGCGGCCCACGCCAGCCACAUGUCUCCAACCGGUCUGAGCAGCGGCAUGACAAACUUUCAGCGCGGGUUCGCACCCCUGAACGGCCGUAUGCAUUCCCACGCCCCACCGCCUGCGAAUCCUGCCGACCAGAACCCGCCCUGCAAUACCCUCUAUGUCGGUAAUCUGCCCAUGGAUGCGAUCGAGGACGAGCUGAGGCGGCUGUUCACGAUGCAGCGUGGCUACAGGCGCAUGUGUUUCCGGAGCAAGGUGAACGGGCCCAUGUGCUUCGUCGAGUUCGAGGAUAUCACAGCCGCGACCAAGGCGCUCAAUGAGCUCUACGGUGCGAUGCUCAGCAACAGCAAGAAGGGUGGCAUCCGCCUGAGCUUUUCCAAGAACCCUCUGGGUGUCCGCGCAAACCCACCCGGUCUGGGCCAUAUCGGAUCGCUGUCUGGAGUCAACGGCAUGCCACCACACGGUGCCACCGGCUUUGGGGUGACUGGUCCUCCUCCUGGCCUCAGCGUCCCGCCAGGUCUCGGUGGCAACCGAUCGGCAAAUUCGUACCCAGUCUCCCCUCUGCCGAAUGGAUCUGGCGCCGCCCCCGCCCCCAAUAACAGCAACAAC